CAAGCGGGUGUUGUUGUUGUUGUCGUUGUGUUGUUUUGUUGUGAUUUCAAAUAUUGCACGGCGAUUUAUCAACCAACAAAUAUGGAUGCAACUGCAAAGCCUUCGGCGAAAUUGGGAAGACGAGGCUUUAGUAUAAAGGAUACUAUAAAGGGUUUCAAAUUUGACUUUAAUGAUCCUCAGUUUAUCGGCUUUCUUGUUGCCAUUUUUGCCGUUGUAUUAACUUAUGUUAUUCUGAAGCUCUUCCUUCGUCAGCGUACCGCUCGUCGAAGCAUAUUGCUGUUAGGCUUAUGUGAUGCAGGAAAAACUUUGAUUUGGUCAAAGUUGUUAUAUGGGCGCAAAGCUGAUACUCAUACUUCAAUCAAAGAGAAUGUUGGUGACUAUCAGACAAACAAGGGUCUUCUCAAAAUAAUUGAUAUUCCUGGUCAUGAAAGAUUACGUAUGAAGUUUUUGGAUCAGUACAAGAGUUCGGCACGUGCUUUGAUCUUUGUUGUUGAUGCCAUGACUUUUCAAAAAGAUUUACGAGAUGUUGCUGAGUUUUUAUAUAACAUCCUGCUAGACAGUGUUAUUUCCCGUAGUAACCCAGCCAUACUAAUUCUUGCCAAUAAACAGGACAAACCUAUGGCCAAGGGCAGUUCUCUUCUUAAAACAAACCUGGAGAGGGAGCUGAAUCUCCUCCGUGACACCAAGGACAAACAGUUGGAUAGCAUUGCUGAUAAGAAUGUUGCCCAUUCAUACCUUGGAAAAGAGGGUAAGGAUUUUACUUUCUCACAACUCACUGCUCAGAUUGACUUUGCUGAGACAAGUGGUCUCUCAGAUGACCCCAGUGGUAUUGAGCCUGUGAAAGUUUGGCUGGCAUCUGUUGCUUAAAACAUCUUUUAUCCUUGAGUUAUUUAUUAUUGUGUUUCUGUCUGUUAAUUUUCUGUGGCCUUCAUUCAUUUUUUUUUUCAAAGACUGUACCUUAGUAACAAUAUCGGUAGCACUCAAAUGAUAUCAAUUACGAAGGAUAUGUUGCCAAUUUACUUGUGUGCUCUGAAAGGUUCAUUCUAGAGUUGAAAAUACAAAUGAUCAUUUCAAAAUUCCAAUGGUGGUUUUUGUUUCAUUUUUUUGUGAAGCUCAAGAUUCAUGUUCAAUGAAUUGAUCAUUUGUGUGAAUUAUUUUAAAUUCAAUUUUACAAGGAUUCAGUGGUUUUUAGAAAACUGUGUGUUUGUGUAAAUUGUUUUUAAAAUCUCAUGUUUUUUUCUUAUGAUCCUGAAACAUUUUUGGUGAUGUUUCUCUGAAGAAAUGAGUUUUGGGAAGUCAAUGUAAAAGUUGUUUAGUAAUUUCAUACAUUUAUUUGUUGAUAUUUACAAUAAAAUUACAAAUUUUGUAUUAAAACAAUGCUUUGAUUACAAAACCAGAACACCUGUAUACGAGGGUAUAAGUUAACUUUUUCUUGACAACGCUACCUUAUUUUCUUUUAUGUCAUCUCAAAAUUUUACGCUGGACUAGAUAGACAUUUAUGUAUUUUGCGCAUUUAACCAAUUCCAAAUGCAGUCCUUUUAAAAGUAAAAUUCACAAUGUAAAAUGUAAGUCAUUUGCAGGACUUCAAAUUUUCUUGCCAUGAUCAAAUUACAUGGCCAAAUUUCACUCGUUAACCUAAAUAUAAUACUGCUCGAAUUUA
Messenger RNA from Frankliniella occidentalis (western flower thrips), 1660 nucleotides. It is a transcript of the gene SrpRbeta, whose product is annotated as signal recognition particle receptor subunit beta. The transcript is spliced from 5 exons. Bases 82 to 867 code for a protein of 261 amino acids. NCBI's taxonomy places the organism in Eukaryota, Metazoa, Arthropoda, Insecta, Thysanoptera, Thripidae. The record is from RefSeq and is a predicted model, not a curated record.